UCAUAGAUGGGAUGCGAGGGAGAGAGAGGUGAGUGUCGAGUGAUGGGACCCGGCUGAGGAAACGGCAGCGAGUGAUCUCCCUCCGAGCUGCUAGAUGUCAGACAGGUGUGAAGGAUGACUUCAUGCUCAGAGAUCUGUGGGUCAGACUAUGGUGAGCAAGCUCAGGCCGGUGGGAAAUACCAGCAGUAUGGAGUUCGAUCUUACCUACACCAGUUUUACGAGGAAUGCACGGGUUCUAUCUGGGAGCGUGAUGAAGAUUUUCAGAUUCAGAGAUCGCCUGGAAGGUGGAGCUCUUUACUCUGGAAGGUCUGUCUCGCGUUUGGAACCCUGAUCUUGUUUGCAGGCCUCAUUGUCCUCGUGGUGGGAUAUGCAACUCCAGCCAGGAUAGAAGCGUUUGGUGAAGAUGACCUCCUCUUUGUUGACAGCCACGCCGUCAGUUUCAACCGUGCCCUGGAUGUGUGUAAGCUGACCGGCGCUGUGCUCUUCUGUGUGGGCGGCACCUCCAUGGCGGUCGGUCUUCUGCUCUCUGCCUUUGCCAAGAGCUACUCCAAAGAGGAACUGUAUCUGCAGCAGAAGUUUAAGGAGCGGCUGGCAGAUCUGCAUGCAACAGUUGGUUCACCAAUAAUGAGAACAGCAACCCCUGGAGAGGGAAAGGUCCCCGUCACUCUUUCCAAAGUGCAGAACAUCCAACCGGGGGCCACAAAAUCAGAGACCUGAUCGGUGUCCACAGGAAAGAAGAUCGAUGAGUGUGCAGACCGCGUGUGAAUGUGUGGGUGUGUGUGGAUCUUUGUGAGCACUUUUUUUGAAAGGUCAGCUUACAUGACUGACAGUAUUGGGUCCUUAUAUUCAUUCAACAUGUUUGACAUUCAAGCUUGAUUUUAAUGACUAAAAGCAACUGAACAAGGGUUUAUUGUCAGCACCACAGACAGUGUAAGAGAAAACUAAAAACAGAAGCAAAUUAGAAGACAGUAUCCACUUAAAAACACAAGAUUUUCCAAUGGACUUUUUCUUUUCAGGUGAAUUCACAUUUUAUGAGAGUGGAACGUGUUACUUCCUUAUCUAAAGUUAUGAGUAAUUAGGCCAUAGUCUCAGAUGUGAUCAAAACUAAUAUUGAACACAAUGAUUUUCUGUCUGUGGUGAAAAUCGGGGCUUCAGCGUUUGUAUCUGAGGACUCUUUACCUCUAAAUCAAAGCAGCUCUGGGAGUUCAUCCAAAGACUGACCAUGACAGCUGGGAAUCAACAGAUAAAGAGUAUUGCAAUAGCAUCAUAGCUUAUAAAUGCUUAUUUUCAGUGCAGUUUUAACACAUGGUUUGCUGCAAUAAGGGAUUCAUCUGACUAUCUGUUGUAUUAAAGAAUAUUAUUAGUUUUGUACACAUUUACUUCCCUACACGGUCCCUGCCAUUGUCUAUUUUUCUCCCUGUGGCCAAUGCAAAGAUUAACACGCAAAUGUUUCUGUACCUGAGGCAUUUUGCAGCACUCUGAAUCGAGCACUUGUUAGCUACCUGUCACCAUAGGGUGCCACUUUGAAAAAGCAAGAUGGAACAAGAGAGUCAGAUGUCAGGGCAGACGGGUUGCAUAAGAGGCGGCUGAUGAGAACACGCCCAGCUCUCUGAUGAGCAGCAGAAGUGUUCUUGACGGCGCUAAUGGUCGUCAUGAUUCAGAGAUGCUUAAUGACAUCCUUCCUGCUCUCGCUCACAAAACGUUAUAAGACAUUCUGUAGGUGCUCUCACUGACCAGAAUAGCGUGAAAUACAAGUGAACUGAUGAAAUAUAUCAUAGUUAAAGCAUUUAUGGCAGGAUUUGCUUCCUGCUGUAUCUGAGAAAAAUCUGUAGACACAGAAGGUUUCAUUUAAUUUAUUUCAGGUUAGGCUAGCUUACAAUAACUAACAUACAAGCACAAUAAGGUGUUAGUGGUCAUGUUUUGCUGCUUUUCAAAAUGACGAGUCUACACAUAUGCUAUGAAUAUAUUUCUGUGAUUCUGCCAUUUUAAGUUGUGCUUAUUUUUUCUUAAUCUUCUCUUUUUGUUCAUAUAAUUGAUCAUUUGUGCAUAAAUGCAACAUAAAAUAGUGUACUGUACUUGGUUAGAACAAUUUUAUUAUAGACAUUUUUAAGUACGAUCAAGCCGCAAGCAUCUUGGUUUGCAUAAAUGUUGCAGGUCUAGAACAGGUAUGAUCAGUAAACGGCUGCAGGAGGCAAAUUGCUGUCCUGACUACAGAGCUUCAUGUAAGUUGACCUUUUAACAUCAUUCCUGCAACCUUCAUUUUCUUGUCUUUCUACUUGAAUUAGGAAUCAUUAAAUUAUGUCAUUUUAAACCAAUUGGGCCCAAGUGAAAAAAAAAAAAUAGCUAAAUGAAGAAUUAGACAAACUGUUGUGGAUGAAUGCUCCAUUUAGUUGAAUGUGCUGAUUUAUGAUUUCCUGCUAAUCCAGGAUGCAUUGCGGUUUCAAAGCCAUAUUGAACAUCUUUUCCGCUCUGAAUCUUUUCAUUCUCAUUUCCUCAUGAUCUUACUUCAUCUUAAUGUAUCAGUGAAUUCUCCCAUCGAUAGAAAUACUGCACUUGUUGGAUUAGGCAGAAAUACUGUAUAUCAGUGACCAUAUACAGUAUGUCUAUUUUUCAAAGAACACAAUAAAAAGGAUAUAUUCGCAGCUCAAAUAAGUAUGAAAAUGUUGUUGUUUUUGCAUUUCAUUUUAUUUCAGCUCAUUUCAGUUUUGUUUACAUAAUAACAACAGAAAACCUAAAUAAAAAUGCUGUUUAAUUUAAUUGGGAAAUAUCUCUUUUUACAGGAAGAGACCUCUAAACUGUCUUUUGAUGGGAUAAAAAGAGACCUACUACAAGUACCAACUGCCUAUUAUAGUCCAGUUAAACCCUCACCAGUUUUCACUUUUCAAGGAGUUGUAGCAUGUAGUAAAAUGAUAGAGUUUCUGUGACACUUUAACACAGCAGUGUUACUAGUGUUGCUAGUUAUCAAUGUCUUAAUGGCUGAAUGUGAGUGAUGAAGCCAAUAUUGUUCAAGUCCUCAUAUCCUAAAGACAAGCUUUGUCAAAAUGGGACAUUUAGAGCCUAAUCUUAAAUGUGGGUUGGGUUUUCUGUCUUUUGAAACCAAAUUAGGACCUGGUCCCACGAGAGAAGAGAUUCUCGCUCUAUUUAAUGAUGUUCUGGCGACCACAACUGUACCUGACUUCAAAGUGCUUGACUGUGAAAAGUUCUUAGAGUAAAAUUUACAUCCAGUGCUUUGCUGAGACACGAAACAGGGGGCUAGAUUUACCUCACAAGAUCACACGUACCAUCAGUCAGGUGAUUUAAAUGGUUGGCACAGUCGAAGUCCCACUUAAAGCUACUGAGAACGUGAGAAUAUAUUCAUGAAUAUGUGAGUCCUGCCUAACCCUUUCAGAUGUGAAGAGAACGGUUUUAAGGUUUCACCUGGAUUCAGCAGAGAGCCAAUGGAGAGGAGCUCAAAUUAAAGAAAUAAAAAAAGAAAUAAAAAGUUUUCUGUAAAUAAUGAUGUGCUUAAUUAUCAGUACUGAAUGAGAAAAGGAGA
Messenger RNA from Cololabis saira (Pacific saury), 3535 nucleotides. It is a transcript of the gene nrsn1, whose product is annotated as neurensin 1. NCBI's taxonomy places the organism in Eukaryota, Metazoa, Chordata, Actinopteri, Beloniformes, Belonidae. The record is from RefSeq and is a predicted model, not a curated record. Gene Ontology annotation, biological process: nervous system development. Gene Ontology annotation, cellular component: transport vesicle; neuronal cell body; neuron projection. Bases 115 to 717 code for a protein of 200 amino acids. The transcript is spliced from 6 exons.